This is a messenger RNA of Amoebophrya sp. A25, 2397 nucleotides long. NCBI's taxonomy places the organism in Eukaryota, Dinophyceae, Syndiniales, Amoebophryaceae. The record is from the annotation of a GenBank genome assembly.
GCGGACCCUCAAGAACAUCAUGACAGUCCUGAUGUGACGAGAGAUACCCAGCAGGCAGAGCAACAGUUAGAAGUAGCAGCCGCGCUACAACUGCAAGCAGCAAGCUACUAUGCAGCGCAUGCACAACAUUAUGGCCAGCGCAUGCACAACAUCAUUUGCAUUUCUCUCUGCAACAUCUUGGUACUCUUUCUCAAGUUUGUAAGGGUUACAUCUACAACAAAGCCGAGAAGGCAAAGGUUGUUCCUGAAUCGGCUGAGUCCUUGGCUAGGGUGCCAAGAUGAAGAAAGUAUGUUGAACGGUAUGAAUAAUCAAAGCAGAAGCACACUCGUCUCUCUCACUUCUCUAACAACAGUUGUAUAGUAAUGCAGCUGCUGCCCAAUUCUCUGCUAUGAUGUAUUACAAUAUGGCUCAAUCUAGUGGAACAACAACAAGCGGACCAAGUCGUAGUGGCAAUAAAAGCAAUAGUAUCAUAGCUCCAAAGGGCUCCCAACAAAUGCGCAACAGUAUCCAAGACCAAUCUCUUAUAGCAGGAGAUGUUGAAACUUCGUCUGUAAUAAGUGGAUAUCCUAGGACGAGUAGGACAACUUCUAGUGGUCUAGAACAUCAAGGUUUUACUACUUCUAGUAGAACGAUACAAGAAAGUCAGAGGACGCAGAUAGACGGUCACGGAGGAGGAGGCCAGAGUUCUUUCAUGGCAACUGGCGCAGGUGCCCCUCCUUCAGGAAAGGUCACACCACCGAACACGUCAGCGCAAGGGGGAACCAUCAUCGGUGGGGGAGGUGGGGCUUCCUCGUCUUCUACAGGAGCCCCAGGAGGUUCGAGUAGCUUAAGAGGAAAAGUGUCCUCAGAUAGACAAGCAACGAGUGGACAACAAGGGGCCGCUGCAUCGAGUGCAAAUGUUAGGGCGUCAGCUUCCUCCUUGUUAUUGUUCUUCAUCAAUAACUCUUAUUUAUUACUUGACUCUUUUGUAUUUUUGUUUCCUAGUUAUGUGUGCUCUACCGAUUUUAUAGGUAAUACACCCACGACACCUUGUAAAAACGGAUCAUAUGUCCUUUUCCUCGUGAUGUUGUCGCUAGUAAACCUAAACGCCAUGUACGUAGCUAGUUCUCUCUCACCUCUAAGAGUCGUAGUUUCUUAGUUACGCCACGCGGCGUGCAGGAAGUGCGGAGAAACAAGGGUCUCCGGAGCAAGCAUUCGCCAAAUUCUCUUUUGGGCAAGACCUUACUGGAUGCGCUAGCUUCUACUUCGGGAGCAGGUGGAAAUCGGAGUACUAUUCUAUCGAAGGUUAAGAGCAGUUGUAGAAGAUUACUUUGACGGAGUCUAGAAGCCUUCAUAAUCUUAAUCUAUCAGCACCCCAGAGUUUGUACAUCCUGUGUGCCAAGCGAGAGAAUCUCGAACAAGAUGAAGAUAUUAGUUCUCGUCCCUCUCAAGGCAAUAACACCUCCACCAUAAUGAACUUCUUACAACGUCCUCUUCUAAUGAAAUAGCGGGUUCGUCAGCAGCUGGGGCAUCGCCGCGGUCCAAAGAGUUGGAUGUGCUCUUACGAGGGGAUAGACCAGUCGUUCGAAAAUUCUGAAAGCUUGAUAUUUGUACACGUUGAUGUUUUUUUCAGAGAAAAAUACUUACUUUCUUACUGUUACUAGAAAUAGAAUGAGCUAGAACAAUAAGAAUUAGAACUUUUUUUAGCACUUUCUUACUUUCAUUUUCAUGCACUUCUGUGGGAAGAUCUGGAGUAUUGUGGUUUAGUUGAAAAGCAUAUGAACAGCGAAGCCUACUUAGCUAGAGCUCGGUGACCUUAUUAUUCUGGAGAAGAUUUAUUUGUUUAACUAAUAGUAGAAAAGCUCACACUCGCUGAAACUAAAUGAAAGGUAAAGGACUAGUAGUCAUUUCCCUGGCCAUGAUUCUUGUGAUUAGACGAUUGCCACCUUCGCCUCUUCCACCUUCUGGAACCGCACGUGCAUUUUGUAAAAAUACCGUCAGCUUAACUGGGAAAAUUAAUAAAACAACGAGAAAAUUACUAGAUACGUAGACGAAGUAGAUAGUUUUAAUGUUCUAGAUAGUAUCUAUCCCUGCACUCGUGAUCCGGCAUGAUUAGUUUUAUGAUCUGCAUCAUCCGUGCACUCCCAUUUUUGUGGCUUCAUCUUCUUGAUAUUUGUUCGUGGUGUUGCAUCUUGUCCCGUCUAGAAAUUGACUAAUAUUAUAUAUAAUAUGUACUUCCUUAUUACGGGAUGGCGGACGUGGAUCAUUUUGGCGAACUGCAUUCACUCAAGAAUGAAGGAAGCAUGAACGAAAAUAGCUAAAGCAUGAAUGCACGAAAAAGAAGAACACGUAACAAGAUGACUCCUUCUAUUCCGAAGUAGAGGACGCUCAACAUUAUUAAGAGAUGAGCACAUGGAC